UGUUGGCAAAGUUUCUUAGUAAUUGAAUAUUCACAGUAAAAGAAGAAUGGAUUAUGAGUUUAAACGCCAAAAAGCUGCCGAACGACAAAAAUUAGAAGAUUUAUUUGACUUUGAGGGAUGCAAGGUUGGAAGAGGAACAUAUGGCCAUGUAUACAAGGCCAAAAGAAAGGAAGGGUGCGAUUUGGGAAGAUUUGAAAGCAAAGAAUAUGCCUUAAAACAGAUUGAGGGCACAGGAAUAUCUAUGUCAGCAUGUAGAGAAAUUGCUUUGCUGCGUGAGCUGAAGUACCCCAAUGUGAUCAGUCUACAGAAGGUCUUUCUGUCUCAUCAAGACAGGAAAGUCUGGCUUCUCUUUGAUUAUGCAGAACAUGACCUUUGGCACAUUAUAAAAUUCCAUCGAUCGGCAAAAGCCAACAAAAAACAGAUUGAUGUCCCAAAGAACAUGGUGAAAUCACUGUUGUACCAAAUCCUAGACGGAAUUCACUACCUCCACGCCAACUGGGUGUUACAUCGAGAUCUGAAACCUGCCAACAUCCUUGUGAUGGGAGAGGGUGCAGAAAGAGGCAGAGUAAAAAUAGCUGACAUGGGCUUUGCAAGAUUAUUUAACGCCCCCCUGAAGCCUCUGGCUGACCUUGACCCUGUGGUUGUGACCUUUUGGUACCGAGCUCCAGAACUUUUACUUGGUGCUAGACAUUACACUAAAGCUAUUGAUAUAUGGGCUAUAGGGUGUAUAUUUGCAGAACUCUUAACAUAUGAACCAAUAUUUCACUGUCGACAGGAAGACAUUAAAACAAGUAAUCCAUACCACCAUGAUCAGCUGGACCGUAUAUUUAAUGUCAUGGGCUUCCCGCUAGAAAAAGACUGGGAAGAUAUCAGAAAAAUGCCAGAACACAGCACAUUAACCAAAGACUUCAAGCGAUCCAACUAUUUAAAUUGUACAUUGGUAAAGUAUAUGGAGAAACAUAAAAUAAAAGCAGAUAGCAAACAGUUUCACUUGCUCCAGAAACUGCUGACUAUGGACCCUACAAAGAGAAUCACUUCAGACUAUGCAAUGAAGGACCCCUACUUCACCGAAGAACCUCACCCCUCACAAGAUAUAUUUGAGGGAAAACCCAUUCCUUACCCCAAGAGAGAAUUUCUGACAGACGAAGAUGACGACAAAGCAGACACAGGGGCCAGUAAGGCCAAUGACCAGUCUUCUAACCACACACAGCCAUCGAAGCGUGUCCGCGUGAUGCCGCCCUCCACCACUUCCACCAGUUCUACUAUGGUAACUAGUGACUACCAGGGAAACAGCUGGCACACACACAAGUCUAGUCACAUGCACAAUGUGCAGGGUGGUAACCAGCCGGGGAUGACGUUCACGUCCGGCGGUGUACAGACCUCGACGACCUCCACAACGAAUUACGGACAGUCGUCCAGAUUCUGAUCCCAGGGAUAUUGAAGCACAGGAGGAAUACUGCAGAAGUUUUUACCAAUCUUCUCAGCUGGUGGAAAAUAUCUAGCAAGACUCUGCAAUGUGGGACUUGUAAAAAUUGUUUUUUCCAGAUUGAGGUGGAUGCUAGAAAGUUUUAAAAAUGCACAAAAGAUCUUUCUCCACAUCAGAUCAUUUUAACUUCCCUCCUCACAGUUUCUGUACCGCUACUUAUGUUCAUCGGAGACAGGAGUUUUGUAGUAGGCAUGGAGUUUUUGAGGGUACCUCCGGGUAGUCAAUGUUUUAAAAAAAUGAAUGUUAUACAUGUAUGUGACGUAGUAGGUGCUGCAGGUGACUUGUAAAAUGUUGUAAUUCAUUAACAUUUAGAAUUAUCACGUAAGUCUUGUGAUAAACAGCAAUCAGUUAUCUGAAUUGUGAUUCUUAGGUCAUAUUGACACAAAUAAGGGUCAAUCAUGAAUCAUGCACAAUAAAAUAUAUUUGUGUA
Molecule: messenger RNA, 1916 nt
Organism: Ostrea edulis (European flat oyster)
Lineage: Eukaryota; Metazoa; Mollusca; Bivalvia; Ostreida; Ostreidae
Product: cyclin-dependent kinase 8-like
Exons: 14
Coding region: 47-1426 (459 amino acids)
Biological process (GO): protein phosphorylation
Cellular component (GO): mediator complex; nucleus
Molecular function (GO): ATP binding; RNA polymerase II CTD heptapeptide repeat kinase activity; cyclin-dependent protein serine/threonine kinase activity
Source: RefSeq, a predicted model, not a curated record